Molecule: messenger RNA, 364 nt
Organism: Protopterus annectens (West African lungfish)
Lineage: Eukaryota; Metazoa; Chordata; Ceratodontiformes; Protopteridae
Product: N-alpha-acetyltransferase 50-like
Exons: 2
Coding region: 2-364 (120 amino acids)
Biological process (GO): mitotic sister chromatid cohesion
Cellular component (GO): NatA complex
Molecular function (GO): acyltransferase activity, transferring groups other than amino-acyl groups
Source: RefSeq, a predicted model, not a curated record
GAUGAAGGGUAGCCGGAUUGAGUUAGGAAAUGUAACGCUACACAACAUUAAAGAGCUGAAGUGGUUAAAUCAAGUCAUCUUUCCAGUCAGCUACAACAAGUUUUACAAGGAUGUGCUAGAGCAGGGUAUUGCUGUUGGUACUGUGUGCCUUAGAGUUGACCAUUCUCUGAAUCAGAAGAGGCUCUACAUCAUGACAUUGGGCUGUUUGGCACCUUACAGACGAUUAGGAAUAGGGACGAAAAUGCUGAAUCAUGUCCUAAACAUCUGUGAGAAAGAUGGAAGUUUUGACAAGAUUUAUUUACAUGUUCAGAUCAGCAAUGAAUCUGCAAUAGUCUUCUAUCAGAAGUUUGGCUUUGAGAUAUAG